AUGGAUCGAAAAAUCGGAUUUGCUCUUCUGGCAUGCCUUCUUCUCCUUAUGCUCAUUCUUUCUAUCGGUAUUCCAAAAUGGCUCUGCGAAGGAAAUAUUCUUGGAUAUCAAUGUAUCAAAACCUAUUCAUUGAGGGUCAUAGGGUAUUUAUUGGCAACCAUGACUGCUUUGGCCCUACUCAUCGUCAUUUUCGUACUUUUGAUGAUCUUUCUGGGGUCAACAUGGACCUUCAUUGCAACACUUACAACAGCAGGAAUCACUGCAGUUCUAGCCAUGGCUGUGACAUUUUUUCUCAAUGACAUCCCUAAUCCUUAUAGUUCGAUUUUCGCUGCAAUUGGAGCAGGGAUUAUAUUUGGCCUCCUUGUGAUGUUUCUAUUUGAUUAUUUCAGUUAA
This is a messenger RNA of Rodentolepis nana, 393 nucleotides long. The record is from the annotation of a GenBank genome assembly. Lineage: Eukaryota; Metazoa; Platyhelminthes; Cestoda; Cyclophyllidea; Hymenolepididae.